Galeopterus variegatus (Sunda flying lemur) is the source of this 3204-nucleotide messenger RNA. RefSeq names its product aldehyde dehydrogenase 1 family, member L2 (gene ALDH1L2). The transcript is spliced from 23 exons. Gene Ontology annotation, molecular function: aldehyde dehydrogenase (NAD+) activity; formyltetrahydrofolate dehydrogenase activity. Gene Ontology annotation, biological process: one-carbon metabolic process; biosynthetic process; 10-formyltetrahydrofolate catabolic process. NCBI's taxonomy places the organism in Eukaryota, Metazoa, Chordata, Mammalia, Dermoptera, Cynocephalidae. Gene Ontology annotation, cellular component: cytoplasm. The coding region runs from base 8 to 2779 and encodes 923 amino acids. The record is from RefSeq and is a predicted model, not a curated record.
UCGCAGCAUGCUGAGGCGGGGCAGCCAGGCGCUCCGGCGCUUCUCCACCGGCCAGGUUUGUUUCAAAAACAAGCUGAAGCUGGCACUUAUAGGCCAGAGCCUCUUUGGACAGGAAGUUUACAGCCACCUCCGCAAAGAGGGCCACCGAGUAGUAGGAGUGUUCACUAUUCCAGACAAGGACGGAAAAGCCGAUCCGCUGGCUUUGGCUGCGGAGAAAGAUGGGACCCCUGUGUUCAAGUUCCCUAGAUGGAGAGUCAAGGGCAAGACCAUCAAAGAGGUGUCAGAAGCCUACAGAUCCGUGGGUGCCGAGCUAAACGUGCUUCCCUUCUGUACACAGUUCAUCCCCAUGGAUGUAAUCGAUAGCCCAAAGCAUGGUUCCAUCAUUUAUCACCCCUCCAUCCUGCCCAGGCACAGAGGAGCCUCUGCUAUCAACUGGACUCUAAUUAUGGGAGACAAGAAAGCUGGGUUGUCUGUUUUCUGGGCUGAUGAUGGUUUAGAUACAGGACCCAUCCUUCUUCAGAGAUCCUGUGAUGUUGAACCCAAUGAUACGGUGGAUGCACUUUAUAAUCGAUUUCUUUUUCCUGAAGGAAUCAAGGCCAUGGUAGAAGCUGUCCAACUUAUAGCCGACGGAAAAGCUCCUCGUAUUCCCCAACCAGAGGAAGGGGCAACAUAUGAAGGUAUCCAGAAAAAAGACAAUGCCAAGAUUUCUUGGGACCUGUCUGCUGAAGUUUUACAUAACUGGAUCCGAGGUCAUGAUAAAGUCCCUGGAGCUUGGGCAGAGAUAAAUGGAGAGAUGGUCACGUUCUAUGGCUCAUCAUUACUGAAUAGCUCUGUGCCUCCUGGAGAACCACUGGAAAUUAAAGGUGCUAAGAAGCCGGGUCUUGUUACCAAAAAUGGACUUGUUGUUUUUGGUAAUGAUGGAAAAGCCGUGAUGGUGAGAAAUCUGCAGUUUGAAGAUGGAAAAAUGAUUCCUGCCUCUCAGUACUUUUCAGGGGGUGAGACAUCAGUGGUGGAGCUUACAGCUGAAGAGUUGAAGGUGGCAGAGACCAUCAAGGUCAUCUGGGCUGGAAUUUUAAGCAACAUCCCUGUUAUUGAAGACUCCACAGACUUCUUUAAAUCUGGAGCAAGAUCAAUGGAUGUUGUCAGGCUGGUUGAAGAGAUCAGACAGAAAUGUGGUGGGCUUCAGUUACAGAAUGAAGAUGUCUAUAUGGCCACCAAGUUUCAAGAAUUCAUCCAAAAGGUGGUGAGGAAACUGAGAGGAGAAGAUCAAGAGGCAGAGCUGGUGGUGGAUUAUGUUUCAAAGGAGGUCAAUGAAAUGACAGUAAAAAUGCCCUAUCAGUGUUUCAUAAAUGGACAGUUCAUAGAUGCAGAUGAUGGAAAGACUUACGACACUAUCAACCCCACAGAUGGAUCUACAAUAUGCAAAGUGGCCUAUGCUUCUUUGGUGGAUGUUGAUAAAGCUGUAGCAGCAGCAAAAGAUGCUUUUGAAAAUGGCGAAUGGGGAAGAAUGAAUGCAAGAGAAAGAGGAAGACUGAUGUACAGACUUGCAGACCUACUGGAAGAGAACCAAGAAGAGCUGGCAACCAUUGAAGCCCUUGAUUCAGGGGCUGUCUAUACCUUGGCUCUGAAGACUCACAUUGGAAUGUCUGUGCAAACAUUCAGAUAUUUUUCUGGCUGGUGUGAUAAAAUUCAGGGUUCUACAAUUCCCAUCAAUCAGGCCCGUCCAAAUCGCAAUCUGACCUUCACCAAGAAGGAGCCGCUUGGUGUCUGUGCCAUUAUCAUUCCCUGGAAUUACCCCCUGAUGAUGCUGGCAUGGAAGAGUGCUGCAUGUUUGGCAGCAGGCAAUACCUUAGUGCUCAAACCAGCACAGGUCACGCCCUUGACUGCUUUGAAGUUUGCAGAGCUCUCUGUGAAAGCAGGCUUUCCAAAAGGGGUAAUCAACAUCAUUCCAGGCUCAGGUGGCAUAGUAGGACAACACCUUUCUGAACACCCUGAUAUUCGCAAACUUGGUUUCACUGGUUCCACUGUUAUUGGCAAACAAAUCAUGAAGAGCUGUGCUGUGAGCAACUUGAAGAAAGUUUCCCUAGAGCUUGGUGGCAAAUCCCCACUUAUAAUAUUCAAUGACUGUGAACUUGACAAGGCCGUGCGAAUGGGCAUGGGAGCAGUAUUUUUCAACAAAGGAGAGAAUUGCAUUGCAGCUGGACGGUUGUUUGUGGAAGAAUCCAUCCACGAUGAGUUUGUAACGAGUGUGGUGGAAGAAAUUAAAAAGAUGAAAAUUGGUGAUCCACUUGACAGAUCUACUGAUCAUGGCCCCCAAAAUCAUAUGGCCCAUCUGGAAAAGCUGCUGCAAUACUGUGAAGCUGGAGUGAAAGAGGGGGCCACGUUGGUGUAUGGGGGAAGACAAGUCCAAAGGCCAGGCUUUUUUAUGGAACCAACUGUGUUCACAGAUGUGGAGGACCACAUGUACCUUGCAAAAGAGGAAUCCUUUGGGCCUAUUAUGGUCAUUUCUAAAUUCCAAAAUGGGGAUAUCGAUGGAGUAUUGCAGCGAGCAAAUAAUACAGAGUAUGGUUUGGCCUCAGGGGUUUUUACAAGAGACAUAAACAAAGCUAUGUAUGUGAGUGAAAAACUAGAAGCAGGAACUGUUUUUAUUAACACAUACAACAAGACCGAUGUGGCGGCCCCGUUUGGCGGAGUUAAGCAAUCUGGCUUUGGAAAAGAUUUAGGUGAGGAAGCUCUAAAUGAAUACCUCAAAACCAAGACGGUGACGCUGGAAUAUUAGGGCAAUGCCAUCAUCAGGAAACCUCGGCAGACAGCACCACUUCUCAGCUCGACACACUUAAGCAGCCUGGGUGUGCUGAGGAAGAGGUAUCAGCCAUGAACCAAAAAAUACCUACAUGGACCAUGAAGAGGUCAGGCCACGUGUCUAAGCAUUUACACACGUGCCUGAGUAUUUUCUUACACACCUUUUAUACAUUAAAAUGAUGUACAAUUGUUGGGUUUUGACUAUGUUGUAUAUCAUAGAGAUUUCUAAAAUACUAAGCUGCUUUUUCAUUACCAAGACUAAUCUAUUCGUGGUUGUCCAUCCUGAAAAUGUCAAUAUCACGCAGUUGUAAUACACAGGUGCAUUUUCUGGAACCUUUGUGUAAUAUGUAUAGGUUUUAACCUCUGAACCACAUAUAUGAACUUAUUAAAAAGAUUUUCUAU